CUAAGCAAAGAGACGUAGAAAGUAGCCACUAGAAUCUCUCCCAAUAGAAAGGCACAUGAAGGAAGGGGCCACCAAUUACCAAACAGCAUAUCCCAUUCUCUCUCAAACAAAUGUUUCUGUCUUCACACUCAAAAUCUCCUCACCAGUCACCACCGCUACCGCUUACUCUUCUUCACUCCCACUCUUGCCUUUAAUUAUUUGUUUGAGUGGUAAAACAUAAUUGAAUAGCAGAAUGAACAAGCUGGUGGUGGAAGUAGUGGAUGCGAGCGACCUUAUGCCCAAAGAUGGGGAAGGGUCAGCAAGUCCCUUUGUAGAGGUAGAGUUUGAUGAGCAGCAGCACAGGACUGAAACCAAGCACAAAGACCUCAAUCCUUGUUGGAAUGAGAAGUUGGUGUUCAACAUCAAUAACCCCAGAGAUCUUCCCCACAAGACAAUUGAAGUGCUUGUAUACAAUCACAAUGAUCGAAAAGGUGGCAACCACAAGAACUUCCUAGGAAGGGUGAGACUUUCAGGCGCUUCUAUCCCUCUGUCGGAGUCCCAGGCCAGUGUGGAACGGUUCCCACUUGAGAAACGUGGUCUCUUUUCAAACAUCAGAGGAGAAAUCGGUCUUAGAUGUUAUGCAGUGCAUGAUGACACAGCUCCUCCUCCCCCGCAACCCGAAGACUAUAGUCCUACUGCCACUGCGGAACACCCUCACGAGGACACUCCCUUGCAAGAAAUAAACACCAACAUGGUAGAUGAGGAAAGUGUGGUUGGUGACGGGGAGAAGAAGAAGAAGAAGAUGAAAAAGAAAGAGAAGGAAGUUAGGACUUUUCACUCAAUUCCAGCAGCAGCUCCUGCAGCCAAGGCCUUCCCGGCAGUGGAAACGCAAAGGAGGGUUGAUUUUGCGAAAGCUGGGCCACCCAAUGUGAUGUUAAUGCAGAUCCCAAAGCAAAACCCGGAGUAUGCAUUGGUGGAGACAAGUCCACCACUUGCAGCUCGUUUGCGCUAUAGAGUAGGGGACAAGAUAUCAACCACCUACGAUUUAGUGGAGCAGAUGCAUUACUUGUAUGUCAAUGUGGUGAAGGCUAGGGAUCUCCCUGUCAUGGAUAUCUCGGGAAGCCUUGACCCUUAUGUGGAGGUCAAGCUUGGUAACUACAAGGGCCUCACUAAGCACUUGGAGAAGAAUCAGAACCCUGUUUGGAAGCAAAUCUUUGCCUUCUCCAAGGAGAGGUUGCAAUCAAAUUUGCUUGAAGUGACCGUGAAGGAUAAGGACAUUGGGAAGGAUGAUUUUGUGGGGAGAGUUACUUUUGAUCUCACUGAGGUUCCUCUUCGGGUACCCCCAGAUAGCCCCUUAGCUCCUCAAUGGUACAGAUUGGAGGAUAAGAAGGGGCAAAAAAUAAUGAAUAAUGGGGAAAUCAUGCUUGCAGUUUGGAUGGGAACACAGGCGGAUGAGUCCUUUCCGGAGGCCUGGCACUCCGAUGCUCAUAACAUUAGUCACUCCAACCUUGCAAACACGCGCUCAAAGGUAUAUUUCUCCCCCAAGCUUUACUAUCUUAGAGUUCAAGUAAUUGAAGCUCAAGAUCUUGUUCCUUCCGAGAAAGGAAGAGCCCCAGACACUGUUGUUAGAGUACAACUGGGGAGUCAGAUGAGAUUCACCAGGCCUUCUCAAAUUAGAAGCACCAACCCAGUUUGGAACGACGAGCUUAUGUUUGUGGCAGCGGAGCCACUUGAGGAUUUUAUCAUUGUCACAGUUGAGGAAAAACUAGGUGGUCCUAAUCUUGAAAUCUUAGGAAGGGAGAUCAUAUAUGUGAGAAGUGUUCCACCCAGGCACGAGACCAGCAAGCUCCCUGAUUCUCGUUGGUUCAAUUUGCGCAGGCCUAGUGCAGUUGGAGAGGAGGAAACAGAGAAAAAGAAGGAGAAAUUUUCAAGCAAGAUUCACCUCCGAGUGUGUCGUGAGGACGGGUACCAUGUGCUUGAUGAGUCCACGCAUUUCAGCAGUGAUCUUCAGCCAUCCUCCAAACAUUUGAGGAAGAAAAACAUUGGAAUUCUCGAACUUGGGAUACUGAGUGCCCGGAAUUUGCUACCCAUGAAGGGCAAGGAAGGUAGGACCACCGAUGCAUACUGCGUGGUCAAGUAUGGCAACAAGUGGGUUCGAACCAGAACUCUGCUAGAUACUCUAUCCCCUCGAUGGAAUGAGCAGUAUACCUGGGAAGUUUAUGAUCCGUGUACUGUCAUCACAAUUGGGGUUUUUGACAACCACCACGUCAAUGGGAGCAGUGAUGCUAGAGAUCAGAGAAUUGGAAAGGUAAGAAUCCGGUUAUCAACUCUGGAAACUGAUAGGGUGUAUACUCAUUUUUAUCCUCUGCUGGUUCUCCAACACAACGGCCUGAAGAAGAAUGGAGAGCUUCAUUUGGCAGUGAGAUUCACUUGCACCGCUUGGGUUAAUAUGGUAGCCCAGUAUGGCAGGCCUUUGCUUCCCAAAAUGCAUUAUGUCCAACCAAUACCUGUUAGGCACAUAGAUUGGCUCCGCCACCAGGCCAUGCAGAUUGUGGCUGCUCGCCUAUCUAGAGCUGAGCCACCCCUGAGGCGUGAAGCAGUUGAGUAUAUGCUUGAUGUGGAUUACCAUAUGUGGAGUCUAAGGAGAAGCAAAGCCAAUUUUCACCGCAUAAUGUCACUACUCUCGGGAGUUACAGCUGUUUGUAAAUGGUUUGCUGACAUCUGUACUUGGAGAAAUCCAAUCACAACCUGCCUUGUUCAUGUCUUGUUCUUGAUAUUGGUGUGCUACCCGGAAUUGAUAUUGCCAACCAUUUUUCUUUACUUGUUUGUGAUUGGGAUUUGGAAUUACCGGUUCAGGCCAAGGCAGCCACCUCACAUGGAUGCAAGGCUUUCACAAGCAGAAAGUGUCCACCCAGAUGAACUGGACGAGGAAUUUGACUCUUUUCCAACUACAAGGCCUUCAGAUAUUGUGAGAAUGAGGUAUGACAGAUUGCGGAGUGUGGCAGGUAGAGUACAGGCUGUGGUUGGAGAUUUGGCUACCCAGGGAGAAAGAGCUCAAGCCAUACUAAGUUGGAGAGACUCCAGGGCUACGUCUAUCUUCAUCAUCUUCUCACUCAUUUGGGCUGUUUUCAUUUACAUUACUCCCUUCCAAGUAGUAGCUAUUCUAGUAGGCCUCUACAUGUUGCGUCAUCCUCGGUUUAGGAGCAAGAUGCCAUCGGUACCAGUUAAUUUCUUCAAGAGAUUGCCUUCCAAAUCAGAUAUGCUCAUAUGAUGUCCAGCUUCGGUUUUUAUCAUUUCAAUUGUUGUGCACAAAUAAAGAUGUAUGAAUAAACAUACCAGCACCACUACACGUAAAUUAAAGAGGGUACAGCAAAGAUGUGCAUAGUCAGGGUUCCCCUCCAAUUUCAUUAGCAAAAAAGCACACUUUCAUUCUAUGAAAGUAUAUGUACAUCCCAAAGCUUCAGUUUCAGCUAUGGAAAUGAAUAUUUCUUUCA
Cajanus cajan (pigeon pea) is the source of this 3473-nucleotide messenger RNA. Its product is annotated as C2 calcium/lipid-binding plant phosphoribosyltransferase family protein. The record is from RefSeq and is a predicted model, not a curated record. Lineage: Eukaryota; Viridiplantae; Streptophyta; Magnoliopsida; Fabales; Fabaceae.